Messenger RNA from Dentiscutata heterogama, 1040 nucleotides. The record is from the annotation of a GenBank genome assembly. NCBI's taxonomy places the organism in Eukaryota, Fungi, Glomeromycota, Glomeromycetes, Diversisporales, Gigasporaceae.
AACCAGAAGAGGAAGAAGAAAUGAGCAUUGAUGGUGAAGAACAAUCUGAUACUAGCAGUAAAAAAUGUUCCAAUAAAGGUACAAAUAUCAACUUAUCUAUACUCAAGAAGAAGACAAAGAAAGCAGUUAGAAGAGAAGAUUCGCACAUUUUGAAAAAGCUUAUCAAAGAAUUGUCUGCUCCAAUUCUACAACAAAGCUCUUCUAGUAGUAUUAUUUUUCUACAGACAUUCCCUGAUAUGGAUAUUAACUUGGUUAAUUUUUAUAAACUAGAUGAUAAGAUCAUCAAUGCCGAAGAUAGUAAUAAAAACUAUUCUAGAAGUGAUUCAUAUAUAUUAUUAUUUUGGGAAAGGCAUUUUCUGAACCAGAACAAAGUUUCAGAAGCUAAUCUUAGAAAAAGAAAGGAAAGAGCAAUAAAAAUCUUUAAACUCUUUGAUGUGGUUGGAGAGCAAAGAAAGAUAUAUUGUAUUAAAUCUUUUUCUGUGUCAACUAUUUCAAGACUGGGUAUGAAUAAUAUUGGUUAUGUAAAAGCUAAAGUUUUAAAAUUAUCUCAAGUGUAUUUUCCAACUGUAGAGCUAUUGAGAAAGAGCAUUCUCGAAACAGCAGUAAAGCAAUAUACUAAUAAGCUUAGCAAUGCUAUAACAAUGUGUAAGCUUCAAAAAUUAGAUACUAUUGUAAAAAAGUUGGAACAAAUAUCUCAGAGGUUUUCAAAGAUACCCCAGAUUAAUAUGGUAAAUACUGGUUGCUCCAUGAAAGUUGAGGGAGUGCUAAACAAAGUUUGUGGGUAUUUAGAAUGGCUUGAUUUGACUUCUAUUGAUUCAAGUGAUCCAAUAGCAUCUAGAAUUAUAGAUAUUUCUAAAGGAGUAGAUAGCAUGGCAGAUAAGUUAUUAGUAGAGACUAAACAGGUUUUUGAGAAAAUUGAAUUAAGUGAACCAGAAUUUUCAGAAAAAAUGAUUACCAUGCUGGAUGAAUUUAUUAAUACAUACGAGUUAUUGGGACCCAAUUUCAAUCUGGCUCUUGUUAACCCUAUUAUAUUUCCAUGA